AUGUCCUGGCCAGACAAUCAUGCUCCACGCAACCAUGUCGCUGGACAAGCGCACAACAGCUCAAUUCACCAGGCAGCCGCAAACGAUGAUCUGACUGUGGUCUCCGAUUUGCUAGACGGCGGAGUUGAUGUCAAUAUUCGCGACAAGUCACUCUGCACCGCGUUACAUUAUGCAGUGCGUAACAACAGCUCUGCAAUGGUGCAGUUGUUGCUGCUCCGUGGAGCUGAUACCAGCUUGCGCGACAACGGGACCGUCGAUGAACCUGACGGCUUCACUCCGGUCGAAAACGCGGCACGCUUGAACAUGAUGGCUGCUAUGCAAGAACUCAUUGUGCACGCGGUCGAUAUUGAGUCUUCCAAUGCUAUCCAUCUUGCAGCAAGGGAAGACCACAUGGAGAUUCUUCAUUUGCUUUUCGACAAAAUCUCUAGCAACUCGGGCGUAUCUCAUCGACAAGCAGUCGCAGAUGCCUUGCGUGAAUCGGCUAAGAACCACUCUCUUCAGAUGGUUCGAUUCAUGUUGCAGAAGCUCGACGACGAGCUCGAGACGCAUACGCCCAAUGAAUACCGGCAAGACGCAUUGAAUCGUGCUCUUCUGGCAGUUUUCGAUUAUGGAGAUGGGAUGGGUGUCUUGCCUGAGUACAUUCGUUCCCAAAACUGGGAUCAUGCGAUCCAAAUUCUCGACAUCUUGCUAAAGGCAGGUGCGUCUAUCAACGCCCAUAGUGAUGAUCCGGAACGACGCACGGCAUUGCACUCUGCCCUCCACGAACAAGAUCCUCCUUCGAGGCUUUUAGUCUUCCUGUUAGAACGUGGCGCUGAUGUAAAUUAUCGUAACUCUUACGGACGCUCGGCAUUCUUUGAAUUGCUGGUUCAUCCGAAGGCAACUGAAGAGCUCGUCAAGGUUUUCACAGAUGCUGGUGCAGUAGUCGAGUCUCCAGAUGUGAGAGGUCAAACACCCCUACAUGGCGUAUGUAAACCAACGAUAGCCUCCUGGCUGAUUGCUUCUGGAGGGGAUCUUUCUGCUGUGGACGAUCAAGGUGAAAUUCCUCUACAUAAGGCAAUACACAACCUUGAGUUGAUUUCUCUCUUUGUAGAGGCAGGCUCCCCAAUCGACAAACGAAAUACUCUGGGAUGGACACCGUUUAUGCAGUCUCAAUUCGUCAGUAUUUCGGAAUUGCUGCUUGAUCACGGUGCAAACAUCCACGCGGCGACAGAUCAACCCUUGAAAGGCACCACAGCAAUUCACCAAGCUGCAAGAGCGUGCAACUCGAAGCUGCUCUUGUUCUUGUUAGCAAAUGGUGCAGAUGUUCACGCUCGUGCAGCACGGGUGGUACCUAGUAGCGCGUUAAGCAUAAGCGCCCCUGUCAUCGUCGAGGGCAAUACACCGCUCCAUCUAGUCGUUAAUUCCGCUGCAGGCGCCAUGGGGGGAGACCCUCUAGAAGUGGUGACGGCGCUGCUUGAUCAUGGUGCCGAUAUCGAGGCCAAAGAGGGCACUGGGAAGACGCCUUUACUUCUGGCGAUUACGACAGAAAUCUACCACAAAGGGAGCUACAUACCCAACAAGAACGUAGUGGAGUUGUUGUUGCGGCGCGGAGCAAAUCUUUACGCCAUCGAUGAUUUAGCGAAAACUGCUUUCCAGUUGGCCGACGAUCGACAUUAUCAGAUCAGCGACACGGGAAAUUUUGAAAGAAAAUUUGUUCCUCCACGGUCUUCUCAUGACUAUAGCAUGCCAGGUGGACGUGGUAGAGGACGAGGGGCGUACGGCAGAGAGAAUUUCUAUUCUUAG
This is a messenger RNA of Ascochyta rabiei, 1782 nucleotides long. RefSeq lists its product as uncharacterized. Lineage: Eukaryota; Fungi; Ascomycota; Dothideomycetes; Pleosporales; Didymellaceae. Gene Ontology annotation, molecular function: protein binding. The record is from RefSeq and is a predicted model, not a curated record. Gene Ontology annotation, cellular component: nucleus; cytoplasm. The coding region runs from base 1 to 1782 and encodes 593 amino acids. The transcript has a single exon.